AUUGCACCUGGUGACCCACACUUAUGGUCAAACCAUUAUUAGACUCGAGUAUCCUGAGCUCGCGCUAGUUGGUGCCUCUAAUGCCCGUUUUCUCAUUGAACCAAAGAUCAUUAUGAUGAAGUCGAUAUGCUGUUAUUUUGUAAAAGUACCCGGAGGGAAGCGGAGGGAGGCAAUAGCCAAGAGCGAUUGA
Molecule: messenger RNA, 190 nt
Organism: Acaulospora colombiana
Lineage: Eukaryota; Fungi; Glomeromycota; Glomeromycetes; Diversisporales; Acaulosporaceae
Source: the annotation of a GenBank genome assembly